AUGUUGCUUUUAUUACUAUUUACUACUACAAGUGUAAGUGGCUGUCAAUUGGGUUGCGAAUGUUCGUCAAGUGUUGCGAUUUGUCGUGGACAAUCGCUACGAAGUGUACCAAUACUACUCGAUCCACGCACGAAACGAUUGGAUUUGUCAAAUAAUAAAAUUACUCGACUGACGGGGGAUGAACUCAGUUUGUAUCCAAAUCUGGAAUUUCUCUCGCUUUCCAACAACUCGCUUACCCACAUCGCAGCAGAAGCCUUUGCUUCUCUACCCCACCUAAAACAUCUCGAUCUCUCCAACAACGACCUCCUCUCCUCACCGAAGAACGUCUUCAGCAAGCUUAAAAAUCUCGAGACGUUAAUUCUGAGGAACAACGAGCUACAACUUUCGCCCGAUUGCUUCCAAGGGCUCUCCUCGCUACGAGAGCUGGAUUUGACCUCAAAUAGGCUCACCUAUUUGCCACCAUCGGUCUUCAAAACGUUGAAGUCAUUGCAUACAUUGAAUUUGGGAAACAAUAAGCUGCUAGCCUUGCCAGCUUCUCUGCUCUCAACAGUUCCACAACUGCGACAUCUCGAUGCUAGCCACAAUUUAUUGUCCGAUCUCGAAGCAGGCCAGUUCUCGGCAUUGCGCGAUUUGGAGACGCUAAACAUUGCUGACAACCUGAUUAGUGAUAUCUACGACGGCGCAUUUUUUGGAAUGGACAAUCUCACAGUGCUAAACAUGACAAAUAACCAGCUUGUGCGCCUACCUGGAAACACCUGGCCACUCCCAUCGCUUCGGUCACUGGAUUUGUCAGGAAAUCCUUUUGUGGCUUUGGAGACUGCUUCGUUCGAUACACUGCCAUCCUUGCAGUUUUUGAAUCUGUCAAAUUGUCGAAAUUUGAAGACAGUUCAUAUGGCCGCCUUCGUCUCGCUGUCGUCCCUACGAACCCUGGAUCUCUCCAACUGCGCUCUGAAUCACAUUGCUCCCACAGCUUUCCAACCUUUCCCACCACUCACGAUGCUCUCCUUGGCCGGAAAUCGUCUACAAACACUUCCAUCAACGAUGCAGCUUUCUACCGUAGCCUCAAUAGACCUCGAAAACAAUCCUUGGGAUUGUUCCUGUGAGCUCCGGGCACUUCAUCUCCCCUCUACAGCCCUAUGUGCUUCUCCCGAAUCUCUGGUGGGAAUACCGCUGAACGAACUCGACACAUGCUCGAUCCUGCAUGGAAUGGUUUUGCCCCUGAUUCUCAGCGUUAUCGUGUUAUUUUUGAUUGUUAUUUUAAUCUCAAUUCUGCUCAUGAAGAAACCAACGCCCCAUAGGUCUUCGAUCUAUCAUCAUCAGGCCCUAAUUAACGCCCUAACACGAAAAGAGUACGGUUUCGACCAAGUUCCCAGCCCUUACUGUACAAGUGACGAAUCCCAAGACUCCGCUUACGAAAGUCCCACAUCAGCAUUUCUGCCCAAGCAGAAAGCCCCGCUACGACCGCCACCCUCCCAUCUUCCACCAAUGAUCAUGCCAGACGGUAACUACCGUAUACUGACCAAUUACCCUGUGCCAAUGACGCAGUUGUAGAUAUAGGUAUUGAUUUUAUUGAUUUCACCAUUCCAAAUAUCAUUGCCGCCAUUUCUUGCUAUGACAUUUGUUCGCAUACGGGCCAAUACUGAACAGGUUUCACUAUUCAGCUU
This is a messenger RNA of Cylicocyclus nassatus, 1664 nucleotides long. Lineage: Eukaryota; Metazoa; Nematoda; Chromadorea; Rhabditida; Strongylidae. The record is from the annotation of a GenBank genome assembly.